AACAUUUCAAAAGUCUUCUCUCCCUCUCUAAAAGUAAUUAAGAGCAAAUCUGAAAUCUGAAGUCUCAUCUAAGAUUCCGUUAGUAGAAAGAAACUAGGGGGGAUGGAGUUGUGUAGACUUGUUUUGUUGUUUUUGACGGUAACGGCUACAGUAGAAGCGAUAUGGAUGGAAGUGCCAACUUCAGGGACCAAAUGUGUGUCGGAAGAUAUUCAUAAUAACGUCGUCGUAUUGGCUGAUUAUACUGUAAUCGGUGACGAAGAGCACUCUCAAGCUAAUGUUGUCCCUACCAUCUCCGUCAAGGUCACAUCACCGUUUGGAAACAAUCUUUACCAUAAAGAGAAUACAACUCAUGGUCAAUUUGCCUUCACAACCACUGAGGCUGGUAACUACUUGGCAUGCUUCUGGAUGGACAACCAUGCCCCUAGGGCUAAAGCUGUUUCCAUUGGUCUUGACUGGAAGACAGGAAUCAGUGCUAAGGAUUGGGAAUCAGUUGCAAGGAAGGAAAAGAUAGAAGGUGUUGAACUUGAGUUGGUGAAACUUGAGGGAAUAGUGCAAGCCAUUCAUGAAAAUUUGGAGUACCUGAAGAAUAGGGAAGCAGAAAUGAGGGAAGUUAGUGAACACACCAAUGCGAGAGUGGCAUGGUUAAGUAUAAUGUCCCUUGGUACAUGCUUAGCAGCUGCAGGCCUGCAAAUAUGCUAUCUGAAGUCCUACUUUCGCAAGAAAAAGCUCAUUUAGAUUUGACAAAUUUGGCAACUUCUUCCAUCAUGCGAUACUACAGUAACUUACAGAAUAUAUCAACGACAGAGUCUUUCCCUUCGGCCAUAACAUCUAAAUUAUUUCUUCUCUUCACUUGUAUUCAAUUUUUGCUUCUGCUAUGGACUAGACUUUUUGAUCUACAGUGAACCAAAAGCCGGAUAUCAUA
Messenger RNA from Lycium ferocissimum, 922 nucleotides. RefSeq names its product transmembrane emp24 domain-containing protein p24delta3-like. Gene Ontology annotation, cellular component: endoplasmic reticulum-Golgi intermediate compartment; endoplasmic reticulum; Golgi apparatus. The coding region runs from base 103 to 735 and encodes 210 amino acids. The transcript is spliced from 4 exons. Gene Ontology annotation, biological process: Golgi organization; endoplasmic reticulum to Golgi vesicle-mediated transport; intracellular protein transport. The record is from RefSeq and is a predicted model, not a curated record. Lineage: Eukaryota; Viridiplantae; Streptophyta; Magnoliopsida; Solanales; Solanaceae.